Molecule: messenger RNA, 1086 nt
Organism: Musa acuminata AAA Group (dessert banana)
Lineage: Eukaryota; Viridiplantae; Streptophyta; Magnoliopsida; Zingiberales; Musaceae
Product: probable LRR receptor-like serine/threonine-protein kinase At1g05700
Exons: 3
Source: RefSeq, a predicted model, not a curated record
AACGUACAUCGACGAUCCUACAAAGGUUUCACCGUUCGAAGCUUUCCCGACGGAACUCGCAACUGCUACACCUUUCCCGGGUUGAAGGAAGGGGACAGGUAUCUCGUAAGGGCCUCCUUCGUUCACGGCAACUACGACGGCCAAGCCUCUGGGGACUCCGUCGCCCCACCGCUGCUAUUCGAUCUCUAUGUCGGUGUCAACCUCUGGCAAACCAUCAACAUCACCGAGGUGUACACACUUUACGGGGCCGAGAUUAUUACUGCCGCCCCAUCCGACUCCCUGUCGAUAUGCCUGGUCAACAUUGGUUUGGGAGCGCCGUUCAUAUCUUCGCUGGAGUUGAGGCAUAUCGACAACCACCUGGCGUACCAGCACGCGAAUCAAUCCGCUGCACUAGUGUUCCACAGUCGCUACAACUUGGGAUCCCUCACCAACUACACCCUCAGGUAUCCAGAAGAUAAAUAUGAUAGGACAUGGGAUCCUUGCAACAGUUAUAUUAUUGGUUGUGAAACAUGGAAUUUUACAAGCAGUACUUUGGGCAUCAAGACCAUUAGUGGUGAUGCUUAUGAGGUCCCAGGCAUGGUCAUGGGGACUGCAACUGUUGCUGCACAUAAUUUUACAUUGCAUUAUUCCUUGGGCUAUGGCCUCAAUUCGAGUGUUCAAACAACAUUCUAUAUCUAUUUGCACUUUGCUGAUUUCAACUAUUUAAGUGGGAAUGGAAGUAGAAUUUUUCAGGUGAGAGCAGAUGGGGAACCCGAUAGUGAAAACAUCAGUCCUGCAUAUCUACUGGCAACUCAUGUCCAUUUCAUCCAUCGGCUGGCGUACCCAGGUUUAAAAGGUUAUUUUAAUCUGACAAGGGUGGCCGGUUCCACCCUUCCCCCCAUCCUCAAUGCUGCUGAGGUUUACAUUCCUAUUAAUCUUUCAGUUGUGGCAACAGAUCCAGCCGAUGCUGAUGCUAUGAUGGGGAUAAAGAAAUUAUAUCAGAUGAAGAUAUGGCAGGGUGAUCCUUGUGCUCCGCAGCAAUUCAUUUGGAGUGGAGUAAAUUGCACCUACUCAAGCUCUGGUACCCCAAGAGUCACCUCAUUGUAA